Molecule: messenger RNA, 3029 nt
Organism: Calliphora vicina (urban bluebottle blowfly)
Lineage: Eukaryota; Metazoa; Arthropoda; Insecta; Diptera; Calliphoridae
Gene: IntS4
Product: integrator complex subunit 4
Exons: 2
Coding region: 68-2917 (949 amino acids)
Biological process (GO): snRNA processing
Cellular component (GO): integrator complex
Source: RefSeq, a predicted model, not a curated record
GUUGUGAUUUAUUUUUGUAUAAAAAUAAAAAAAAUAAUAAAUUUGUGUUAAAUAAAAGCCAAUUAUUAUGGCGAGUACAUCAGUAGCGGUUAAAAGGCCACUUUCCGUAACAGAAACCGUGGAAUGUGUCCAACCACCACAUAAGAAAAUUCGUAUACAAACGACUAGCAAAAAUGUAUCUGCCACUAAUAAACUGCAGCAAGCUAUAAACCUGUUGGGCACAAUUUCACCACAAAACAGUAAAGAACUAUUGGAAUUAUUAGUUAAAAUUGCCGAUGAAUUAGUACUAGACGAUUGUCAAAUUUCUGAAUUACAUGAGGCCAUCCACAAGUUGAUAGAAAUUUUUCGUCAAGAACGCGAUGGUGAUACCACGGUAAGGGUGAUGAUACUGGGAUUACUUGCCGAUUUUGCAGAAGUUCGUGUAGCUGAGGUGGUUAAUGCUCUGAUUGAUGAAAUCAUAGGAGUAUUAAAAUACGAAAAAUCUCAAAAAGUUAUUGCUCAAGGUCUUUGUAGUCUACACAAAAUAGGAGCUAAGAAUAUAAAACAUUUGCCCUCAAUGCACAUUACGAAAAUGGCCCAUUUCGCACAACAACAGUUGUGCUCGGAAUCACAUCAAACACAAAAGAACGCAUUGAUGGUAUUGUCAGCAUUUGUAGCUUUAACAGAUGCUAAAAAGGGCGUCAUAGAUACCAUCGGACAUUAUGCCGACUCUCAAGAUUCUGGGGUAAGGGCACAAAGUUUAAGAUCUAUUCUGUGUUUGGGAGAUAGGGGAGCAAUUUUAUCUCCGUCUCUGUAUAAACGUGCUGUGGCAGCCAUGCAAGAUGAUUAUGAAUGUGUUCGCCAACAAGCUCUAAGAUUGGUCUUUCAAUUGGGCAUUACGCAUCCAGAUCAUAUGAUAUCGUGUGGCACUGAGGACGAGGAGGAAAUGCGUCUGGUGGAUGCGGCUUUUAGUAAAGUGUGCGCUGCAUUAUGCGAUUUAUGUAUUCAAAUACGGGUUCAAGCUGCCGAACAUUUGGGUGACAUGACAAUGGUUAGUUCUGAAUAUCUUCACCAAACAUUGGAUAAAAAACUUAUGAGCAAUUUGAGACGUAAGAAAACCGCUCAUGAAAGGGGUGCUCAGCUGGUAGCUUCGGGUGAAUGGUCUUCUGGAAAACGUUGGGCGGAUGAUGCCCCUCAAGAAAAAUUGGAUACGGAUACAAUUUCUCUCAUAGCAAGUGGUGCAUGCGGAGCUUUAGUCCAUGGCUUGGAGGAUGAGUUUCUGGAAGUACGCAUUGCCACUGUGGAUUCCAUGUGCAAAUUAGCGCUUAAACACCCGGAUUUUGCAGUGACCUGUUUAGAUUUUCUGGUCGAUAUGUUUAACGAUGAAAUUGAGGAAGUUCGCCUAAAGGCCAUUUAUAGUUUGACAGCCAUAGCUAGACAUAUUGUUUUACGUGAAGAUCAGUUGGAAAUUAUGUUGUCGUCUUUAGAAGAUUUUUCGGUGGAAGUACGAGAAGGUCUACAUUUGAUGUUGGGAGCUUGUCGUGUUUCUACACAGGCCUGUCUGCUGAUGGUGGUGCAAAAAUUGUUAGAUGUACUCUCAAAAUAUCCACAGGAUAAACUGUCAGCAUUUGGUUGUAUGCGUAAAGUGGGUCAAAAGCAUCCAAAUCUUUGCUUAGCUGUUACUUCGCAUCUUUUGCAGGAUCAUCCCUUUUUUGAUAGUGCUGAACGUGAUGUGGAAGACCCAGCCUAUUUGUGUAUUUUAAUUUUGCUGUUUAAUGCGGCCGCAAAUUUGGUGCCCAUUAUAAGUCUAUUUCCAGAUGUUACCCUAAAACAUUACGCCUACUUGCGCGAUGCUAUGCCAACGUUAGUGCCUCAGCUGCCAAUAGAAGGAGCAUCGACCAAAAAGCCUAUGGAUGAUUUAAACGGCUUGAACAAUUCACGAGAAUAUUUGGAAACAAUAUUAGCACAUAUUAAUGAUAUAUUUUCCAUAGCCAGGGAUCGAGUACCGCUAUUAAAGACGGCUCAAGACAAUUUAAAGCGAUUGGGUGAGAUUGAUCCCGAAAUGUGGGGUACCGCUAAUUUUUUGGAAACAUUUUUAGCUGCUCAAAUACAAAUUGAACAAUUGCAAAGUUGUACCACUUCACAGCAUAGUCGUGCUCCCUUAAAGGAAUCACUGGCUCAAUUGGUGCGCAAUUGCUUAAAACUUCAGCAUAUAUUUUCGGGUCUUACCUAUAGUGAUAUGUUGUUGGUUAAACAAGUCUGUUUAAGGGCCAGUGCACUGCACUUGGUUUUAGUAGUACGUGAUCGGUCUCAAAGUGCCUUGGGACCUUGCCAAAUGCUACUACAAACUGCAUCAGACAUCAGUAAUUUCUUAGACGAAAAACAAGACUCUCAACCCGAUUCGUUAACGACAUUACUACUAAAUCAGUUAUCAAGUAUAGUCGAUCCAAAGCCAGGAAAGGUAUUUCGAGAAAUUUUACCUUUAGUGCAGAAACCUUCAGCGGUAAGCAUGCCUCCGGCAAAUGUAAGUAUUAAAAUGUGUAUGGCCAAUAUAUUGGAACCAUGUCCGCAAAUGUCACAAGAUAAUGUUAUUAAAGUAACAGCGGGACUUAUAGCUGCUCUACCCUUUGUGGCCGAAAUAGAUAAUCUGCAAGAGUCUCAAAAGCAAGAUAUGCGCAUUAAAAUAAAGUAUCCCGACCAACAUUUGCACACAGUUGUGCCAAAGUUGUCGGACUUUAAAAAAAUUAUGACCGAGCAGGGAGCACACGAAACGAAUGUACGUUUAAGAACCACCAUACUGCUGUCACAUUCUGUAUGGACCGAAGCCUCUUCUGUGGAAAUAACGCUAUGUUUGGCAGUGAGACCUGGCACUGAAUUGGAGCUGUGUAAGCCAGCAAAAAUAUUAUUUGCCCCGAAACCCGUAAGAAGAGGAAUUUAAAUAACAAAAAUACACAUUUUUUCAACUAGUAUAAGCCUUUAAUUUGUAAUAAAUACUACAACUAAUACAAUUUUCAUCUAAAUAUGUAAAUAAAAUGUUAAUAAAACUAAAA